This is a messenger RNA of Suillus fuscotomentosus, 972 nucleotides long. RefSeq lists its product as uncharacterized. The coding region runs from base 103 to 972 and encodes 289 amino acids. The record is from RefSeq and is a predicted model, not a curated record. The transcript is spliced from 7 exons. Lineage: Eukaryota; Fungi; Basidiomycota; Agaricomycetes; Boletales; Suillaceae.
CCAACUUGACCGCUACAUUCUUUUUACCCUCAGCGUCCUGUAUCAUUCAAUUUCAUAGCAGUACACUCUUUGAAAAGAGAAAACACUCAUUCACCUUUUAAAAUGCCUCCCCGUCCAUCUGAGAUAGCUGCUCAGAAGCGGAAUGCUAAAAAGAAAGAGAAAGUAGCGGCGAGACAAGUGUCUUUCGGCGCUGAGGUCGUAACCCCAGACAUAGCUGAUGACAUCGCAGAUAGCAAGCUGCAACGGUCUUCAAAGAAAAAAGCACUGGAGCGCAAAGUCUGGAAUGAUACAACCAGCAAUAAUCGCAAGCGUGCACCAACGGUGACUGAGCUUCUGUCUGCGCCUGCAACAAAGUCAGUAAGGAAGACACUGAAAGCAGUCGAAAAGACACAGAAAGCAGUUGAAGGUGGUGGUCGUGAGAGAAGCAGUGUAGCUUCCACUCUCACGAGUCACAAUGGUGUGUCAGUUGACACCGACAACUCUGCAAGUGAAUAUGGUAUCAACGACUCUGAAUCCAAUAAGUCAGAUGGUAAAGUCCUUGGUGAUCAACCUUUUGGCGACGAGGCCAUGAUCGAUAUGCUACAUCAGUCAUUGUUCGACAGCGAGAACUCGAUCAGAGUUCAAUCACAUGAAGAUUUUGUGUCGGUCUUAGAUGGCAAUGAUGAGCCGGAGCUCCCCAUAGCUAUGGUUGCCUUGAUUGCAACUGUUAUCUAUGCCAUACUGAUGGACUGGAGGAGCGGCAAUCCACCGUCGAGCUCUCAAGUCAAAUCAUUCAAUGCUACUGUCUACAUUAGCGUUUACAAAGCCCAUGAAGCAACCCUCACUCGGAUCUUUGAAGGCGGUAAAAAGAAGUAUCAUGCGCUGAUGGCAUGGCUUUACAAGGCUGUCUGUGUGUCGGACAAUGUGUUGCUGCCAUCUGGUGCGCUGAGCAACUUCGACUACCUCGAUCUCAGUGCAAUGUCCGAGGAUUGA